AUGGGUUGGUCCAAGUCUGAAGAUUCGCUUCAGUUGGAGAAAUCGCGGAAGCCAAAGGCCACACCAUUCAAUCAACAACGCUUAAAAGCUUGGAAGCCAAUUUUGACACCGAAGUCAUCCAUCAAAAUUUUCCUUUCGCUUGGUGUCGUCUGCUUGUCUCUGGGAAUAUUCUGGCUAGUACAAAAUGACAACAUACGAGAGAUGCGGAUAGACUACACAAAAUGCGAUGAGAUCGAAUCCUACAACGAGCUUGAAGUUAUGCCACCAGACAACGUCCAAAAACGCUUCAAGGCUUCAUCAGCGGGUCAGCCCGUGGAUCAGUGGAAAAGAUCGAAUCAGUCAAUUACUUUCGACGGAGUUACCAAGAACUAUACUCUUUGCACGAUAGAGUUUUUCCUACCUGAAGACUUGCAGCCCCCCGUUCUGUACUACUAUCGGCUCACGAAUUUCCACCAAAAUCACCGUCUCUAUAUCAACUCUCUUCAUAAGAACCAACUAAAGGGCGACGCGGUCUCCUUGAGUAGCAUCAAGAGCUCAGAUUGCGCCCCCGUGGCAUCAAGAAGCGCUCCCGGGAGUGCAGAUGAGAAAAUUGUCUACCCUUGUGGCAUGAUAGCCAACUCGUACUUCAACGACACUUUCAAGAACCCGCUGCGCAUACCGAAUGGCACAAACCGAACCGUUUCAUACAACAUGACAUCAGUCGGUAUCGCCAAGAGUGUUGAAAAGGGACUAUAUCAACCGAGCAAAUACCAAGUACCGGUUACCGCCCAGUCCAAUGACAGCGUCAUCGUACCCCCGCCAGGUUGGGCAGAAAGGUACCCCAAUGGUUAUCAUUCAGGCAACAUGUUCAAUCCAGCAGAAGAUGAAUCAUUCAUGGUGUGGAUGAGAACAUCUGCUGGCUCAUCGCUCAGCAAGAUGGCUAUGCACAACAAAGACGAAGUGAUGGAGAGAGGCAUCUAUCGCCUUGAUGUUGUUUCCCGUAAGUUUUACACAUCAAACCCUGAUGCCUAUGAUAGGACUUAA
Molecule: messenger RNA, 1023 nt
Organism: Colletotrichum scovillei
Lineage: Eukaryota; Fungi; Ascomycota; Sordariomycetes; Glomerellales; Glomerellaceae
Exons: 3
Coding region: 1-1023 (340 amino acids)
Cellular component (GO): Golgi apparatus; plasma membrane; endoplasmic reticulum
Source: RefSeq, a predicted model, not a curated record